This is a messenger RNA of Schistosoma curassoni, 387 nucleotides long. Lineage: Eukaryota; Metazoa; Platyhelminthes; Trematoda; Strigeidida; Schistosomatidae. The record is from the annotation of a GenBank genome assembly.
AUGUCCGAAGAGUGGAAAAAACGGUGUGAAAACCAUGUAGAUGAACACAAAAGCUUGAAACAUUUACAUAUAACGGAUCACCAGGGAACUCCCUACGGCUCAUCUAGUCCUGAUUUCCAACUAUCUCCCGAGUUUGUGCUUCAGCUCAAAUCAUUACUUACUGAUGACAAAGACACCUCUUUUACGUUCAUGAAUGAAAAGUACAUCAUCAUAAGACGCGAUCCGACUAGUUUUAUCAGCAGAUGUCUCAAGAAGUCAAUUUUAUUCCAUAUCACACCAAAACUUUGCUUGGUUGGACAGACUGUCGACGAUAUUCUAAAUAAUUGCAAUCCAGGAAACCAUGCAAUGAGCUGUAUUUGCGAUUAUUACAAGAAAUAUAAUUACUAA